AUGCCUCCGAAAGUACAACGGUGUUCUAUAUGUGGAACGAUUGAGACUGCGAGGUGGUAUAUUCUUGACCGACGGUCCAUUUGCUCGGAAUGCCACGAUAUCCAGCUUAAUCCUCCAUUGGAGCCAUUAUACGAGCGGUCUACUCAACGAGCGGGGAGCCGGGAACGUGACGAACCUGUAGAUGAAGAUUGCAAAGCAGCACCGGAAGGACAAAAAAUACGGCACGAUUUUGAAACACCCAAAAAACUGGAGCUCGCCAAACAACCCUCAAGAGAAUUCUUAGAUAAUGCGACGAAUGCUGAUCCAGAUGGAGGACCAGAAGAUAAUGAAGAAGUACCAGAAAGAGUCGCAGCCAAUGGAAUGUUUUCGCCACGUCGCCUACGUCGGAGAGUUUGCCCAGUACGAGCACCAGUUCGUCGGGGAACGAAGAAAACUGGUCGAGGGUGUCAUGCUUCGAAGGCGAAAUCACGUCGGACUUUACUGAAGAAAGUGCCAAUCAAAACACCUCGAGAAACUGCCUCGACAAGAAGCGUCCCUAAGCUGCUGCACGAAAACACGUGGUAUCAAAUCGGGGACAUAGUAUCGAUGAUUGACACAAAAGACAACACAUACUAUGCCCAGGUCCGAGGGCUCAUCGUCGAUGCAUACAACGAGAAGAGUGCGGUUCUGACUUGGCUCAUUCCGACUACUUCCAGUCCACCGGCCAACGAAGGUUUUGAACCAGCCACGUAUCUGGUUGGUCCGGAUGAGGAUAUACCACGCAGACUAAGCUUCAUGAACUUUGUCAUGCAUGCCCCAAGUGAUUACUACCUCGAUCGGAACAAUCCGUAUCCGCGUCCAGACUGCUAUGGACCGAUGAAUACCACACAGCGCGAUAAUAGGAACUACGUGUGGGCCACUAUUGCUCACCUACAUCACGGCGAAAAGUGA
This is a messenger RNA of Anopheles nili, 930 nucleotides long. Its product is annotated as GATA zinc finger domain-containing protein 1. Gene Ontology annotation, cellular component: nucleus. The transcript has a single exon. Gene Ontology annotation, biological process: chromatin organization. The record is from RefSeq and is a predicted model, not a curated record. Bases 1 to 930 code for a protein of 309 amino acids. Lineage: Eukaryota; Metazoa; Arthropoda; Insecta; Diptera; Culicidae.